This is a messenger RNA of Erpetoichthys calabaricus (reedfish), 3736 nucleotides long. RefSeq names its product cysteinyl leukotriene receptor 3 (gene cysltr3). Gene Ontology annotation, molecular function: G protein-coupled receptor activity. Lineage: Eukaryota; Metazoa; Chordata; Cladistia; Polypteriformes; Polypteridae. Gene Ontology annotation, biological process: G protein-coupled receptor signaling pathway. The transcript is spliced from 3 exons. Gene Ontology annotation, cellular component: plasma membrane. The record is from RefSeq and is a predicted model, not a curated record. Bases 1021 to 2082 code for a protein of 353 amino acids.
AAACUAGACACUCUUGGCUAAGACUGAAGUAAGCCCACCAUGUCGACACCGUAAACAUUAGAGUGGGAUUGUUCGGGUAAUUUACAUCUUUUCCUUGCGUGCUCAACAGCGCUGUACUGAGAUUGACCUCUGACGUGAGUGAUAAUAAGGCUGUUUUGGCACAGACAGCAAUGCAAAUAUUUACUUAGAUCCAGCAGAUCUGGUGCAGGAAAUCGAAAGAGGGGACAGGCAUGGAGAAGCGGAGGGUGUGCGCGAGUGUCAGAGGAAUGCGCAGACUGUCCGGGAGAGUCGGAAAUACACAUGUGAAAAAUCGGACUCUGCAGAUAAGGAAAGCUGCCUCUGUAUUGGGAAGGGGGUGAGGCUGAUGCGCCCCGAACAGAAGAAGAGCGUUUAUGUCCCUUGUGUUUUUGCUGUCUUGAACUUUUUCAUUCUGAAGUCCUGUAACUUCUCGAACAUCUCAAGUUCACUUGGCAGGGGACACACAGGAGAGAAUCAAUGAGCUGAUAUAAGAGACUGACCCAGAGAUGCUAUAAUGGAAGAUAGUGGUCUCAUGAAAUAGUAGAUCACACAGAAUAGUUUGUUUAAAGAUGGAUCACAGACUUGAGGACACCAGUGGAAUCAUUCAAAAUUGAAGCCAGAAAGCACUCCUUUACUCAAAGAGUUGAAGAAUCUGAAACAAACAACGGAGAUAUGGAGUUGAAGCACAAAACCUGACAACCUCUAAAAAGAAUCUGGGUGAGAUAUUGGGACAGCUUAGCUAUUAGCUAAAGAAACACACCUGAUGGACUGAAUGGUCUCCUCUCAGAUUUCUGAUGUUCUUAUGUUCUACUCCCAAUGCGACAGAACCCAAGUAAUGUACUCAAGUCAUUCAGUGUGAAACAAAAACUAGACCCUCUGUAACGCAGUUCAUCCAAGAUCAAACCCUUGUGGACUUGUAACAACUGACCUAAUGUCAGCAGUAACAUUUCUAUGAAGUCUUUGGUGUUCUGAGUCCUCGCCAUCCAUCAUAGGAACAAGGCGAUGAUUUUAACAACAGACCUGAAUUGUACACAAAACAAGAACAGCAGUCAGGUGAAGCCGACUGUCUUCGGGAACUGCAGCAACACCGAUGGCUACAAGUACACGGUGUAUUCUGCCAUGUACUGUGUGAUCUUCCCCUUGGCACUGACCUCCAAUUGCCUGGCCCUCUACGUCUUCUGCAGACUGACCAGAAAGCGCACACCAAGUACAGUGUUCAUGACCAACCUGAGCUUUUCAGAUUUGCUUUUUUCGCUGACCCUUCCAUUCCGGAUCACAUACUUUUUUCGAAAAGGCGAGUGGGAUUUUCCAGACUGGCUUUGCCGUUUCUGCACCUUUGCUUUUUACACAAACCUCUAUGCCAGCAUCUUGUUCCUCACCUGCCUCAGCGUGGUGCGCUAUGUGGCGGUCUUGUACCCUAUUAAAGCCAAGAACAUCUUCACCGUAAAAAAAGCCAUCUGUACUUCGGUGGCUAUGUGGAUUUUUGUGAUACUCUCAUCAUGCCCUUUCUUCCUCUCAGGGACCUUCGAGCGUGGAGGAAAACUGCGCUGUUUUGAGCCCAAGGACCAAAAAUCAUGGGGUCGCAUUCUUAUCAUGAACUACUUUGCACUUGUCUUGGGUUUCUUGCUUCCAUUCUUCACCAUUUUAUGCUGUUACUGCCGGAUAAUUCGGCGUCUCACCAGUUCCCAGCGAGACCUGAGGAAGAACAAGCAGUCACGCCGACGCUCAAUCUAUCUUAUUGUCCUGGUUUUCAUCUCAUUUAUCUUUUGCUUCCUGCCCUACCAUAUUCAGAGGACCGUACACCUGCAUUUUAAAAUGAGUAAAGCGGAUUGCUCCAAACUUGUCCUCAUGGAGAAGGCUGUUGUCAUCACCAUCUGCCUGGCAGCAACAAAUAGCUGCCUCAACCCGCUAAUCUAUUACUUUGUAGGUCAGACUUUCCGCCGAAGGGUUUCUAAUGCCUUUAUGGAGACAAUGAACAGCAAAAGGCUUUCCAGGCAGUCAAAUUCAUCUUUCAGCCCCUCGAUAAGAAGAGGAAGUGGUUACUCCCUAAAGGUCAAAAGUUAAAGCUCUCUUGUGAGAAGUAAUAUUUUUUUCUUGGAGUUAAUUAUUUGUUGGAUUUGUUCUAUAUAUUAAGAGACAAGGAAUUUAGGUACUUUAAAAUAAAAAUACAGUGACACAAAAAAAAAUCUGUUUCAUUUUGUUUGUAAUAGAAAAAUGGUCAGUAGAAGGAUGUGGGUGGUUGUUACUGCAUUAUAAUGGAGUUUACCAAACUUCAGCCAUUAUUGAAUUGAAUUGAUUUGGAACUUUAUUUCCAGGCAUCAUAGUUGGAGGAAUUUUUCUUUGUGUUACUUCUGUAGAUAUACAACUAACAACACAGCAUACAAACAUGACACCAACAUUAUAUUACUAACAGCUCCACAAAACACAAAUAUGGUGGAUUCAGAAAGUAUUCAGACCCCCUUCAUUUUCUGCACACUUUUAUUGUGUUUUAGAUUUAAUUCCAAAUUGAUAAAUUUAACAUUUUUUGUCCAUCCAUCUCAAUAAUCCAUAAUGACAAAGUGAAAACCUGCCUUCAGAAAGUUUUGCAAAUGUAUUACAAAUCACAAACUGAAAUCUCCCCUUCAUCGAAGUAUUCAGACUCUUUGCUAUGGCACUCUAAAUUGAGCUCUGGUGCCUUCUGAUUGCUUUAAUUCUCCUUGAGAUGUGUCCAGAACUGGAUUGGAGUCCACUUGUGGCAAACUGUACUGAUUGGACAUCAUUUAGAAAGGCACACAGCUGUGUACAGAAGAUCCAACAAUUCACACUACAUGUCAGGACAAAAUCCAAGUCAUGAAGUCCAAGGAAGUCUCUGCAGACCUCUGUGAUUUAAAGGUGGUGAAGCCUACAUCAGGACAAGGGAAUAAAACAACUUGUUAAGACUUGAGCAUUCCCAAGAGCUAAGUGGCCUAAAUAACUGUGAGAUGGAAGACGUUUUGAACCACCAGGACUCAUUCUAGAGUUAGCCAUCCAGCCAAAUUGAGUAACCAGGCAAGAAGGGACUUGGUCAGGGAGAACAGCCAAUUAUCAUUGUUAACAGAGCCCCAGAAGUCCACUGCUGAAACUGAAAGAAUGACCAUCUCAGAAGCACUUUAGUCAAAGUCAAAGCAAACUUUAUUGUCAUCUCAACCAUAUACAAGUAUACAGAUAGACGAAAUUGUGAAGCUCAGUGUCCUCAGUGUAACAACAUGAAGUGCAAAUAAAAAAAAUAAAUUAAAAUUAAGAAUUAAAAUUUAAGAUUAAAAUUUAAAAUUUAAAUUUAAACACAAACAAGACAAGACAUUGUGCAAAGGCAAUACAAAGAAGUCUUGCACUUUAUCAACUUUAUCAAUCAAUCGUAUAUUAUAGCAUGGCUAGAUGGUGGCCACUCUUGAUUAAAAUAUAUAGACUGCAUUUAAAGUACUCUGAGAGCAUAAGGAAAAAGAUUUAACUAUGCACAGAACUCCAAGCACUACAUCUGGCAAAGACGAGACACUGCUAAGCACUUACUAAUACCAUCCCUAAGGUGAAACAUGAUGGUGGCAGUCUCAUGCUGUGGAGGUGCUUUUCAGUGGCAGGGACAGGGAGACCAGUUAGAACUGAGGGAAGGAUAAAUGCAGCCAAAUACAGACAGGUCCUUGAAGAAAACCUGCUCCAGAGAGCAUGUGACCUUAGACUGGGACGAUAGUUCACCUUUCAGCAU